Molecule: messenger RNA, 459 nt
Organism: Dovyalis caffra
Lineage: Eukaryota; Viridiplantae; Streptophyta; Magnoliopsida; Malpighiales; Salicaceae
Source: the annotation of a GenBank genome assembly
AUGAACUUCCUUCAAUGGCAUGGUCCACAAGCACAAUUGAUCAUCACUGAACCUGAGCUAAUCAAAGAGAUAUUGAACAACAAAGAUAGAGCAUACCCCAAAGCAAAGGCCCCAAAUUAUGUAAAGAAUCUCCUAGGGGAUGGACUUAUCACGUCAGGAGGUGAAAAAUGGUUGAAGAUGAGGAAACUGGCCAACCAUGCUUUCCAUGCAGAAAGCUUAAAAAAUAUGAUUCCAGAAAUGAUUUCCAGUUCAGAGAUUAUGCUUGAAAGAUGGAGACACCAUGAAAGCAAGGAGAUAGAUGUAUUCCGAGAGUUCAAGGUUUUAACACAAGAAAUAAUUUCCAGGACAGCUUUUGGAAGCAGCUACUUGGAUGGGCAGAACAUAUUUGAUAUGCUAACGAGGAUUGCUCACAUUAUUUCAGGAAACGGUUACAGAAUUAGAAUUCCAGGAAUUGGGUAA